This is a messenger RNA of Capra hircus (goat), 800 nucleotides long. Its product is annotated as glycerol kinase. NCBI's taxonomy places the organism in Eukaryota, Metazoa, Chordata, Mammalia, Artiodactyla, Bovidae. The record is from RefSeq and is a predicted model, not a curated record. Gene Ontology annotation, biological process: triglyceride metabolic process; glycerol metabolic process; glycerol-3-phosphate biosynthetic process. Gene Ontology annotation, molecular function: glycerol kinase activity. Gene Ontology annotation, cellular component: mitochondrion.
CUAUUGGUGUCAGUAACCAGAGGGAAACCACUGUAGUCUGGGACAAGUUAACUGGAGAACCUCUCUACAAUGCUGUAGCUGCUCCAGUUUCUCCUGGUCCUUCAGAUCCAGCUGCCGUUGUUCCCUCUGGCUCUUCAGUUCCAGCUGCUGGCACUUGCUCAGUGUGGCUUGACCUAAGAACCCAGUCUACUGUUGAGAGUCUUAGUAAAAGAAUCCCAGGAAAUAAUAACUUUGUCAAGUCCAAGACAGGCCUUCCACUUAGCACUUAUUUCAGUGCGGUGAAGCUUCGUUGGCUCCUUGACAAUGUCAGAAAAGUUCAAAAGGCUGUUGAAGAAGAUAGAGCUCUUUUUGGGACCAUUGAUUCAUGGCUUAUUUGGAGCUUGACAGGAGGAGCCAGUGGAGGUGUCCAUUGUACAGAUGUAACAAAUGCAAGCAGGACGAUGCUUUUCAACAUCCAUUCUUUGGAAUGGGAUAAAGAGCUCUGCGAAUUUUUUGAAAUUCCAAUGAAAAUUCUUCCAAAUGUCCGGAGUUCUUCAGAGAUCUAUGGCCUAAUGAAAAUCUCUCAUAGCCCGAAAGCUGGGGCCUUGGAAGGUGUGCCAAUAUCUGGGUGUUUGGGAGACCAGUCUGCUGCAUUGGUGGGACAAAUGUGCUUCCAAGAUGGACAAGCCAAAAACACGUAUGGAACAGGCUGCUUCUUACUAUGUAAUACAGGCCGUAAGUGUGUAUUUUCUGAACAUGGCCUUCUGACCACAGUGGCUUAUAAACUCGGCAGAGAUAAACCUGUAUAUUAUGCAUUAGAA